AUAUGAAUGAACUAAAUUUUCGAUGAAAGAAUGGAAUCUGGAGAAAAUUUAAAAAAGUAAAGAGGGAGCUGAUGUAAAAUCUAACAAGGAAAUGGUGGGUGUUUUGAAUGAUUCCGAUAGCGAGGACGAGCUACCGCCAGGCUGGGAAGAGAGGACGACCUUGGAUGGGAAUGUUUAUUAUGUGAAUCAUUACACGAAAGGCACCCAAUGGACGCAUCCUAGAACCGGUCGUAAGAAAAUUGUCGAUGGAGAGUUGCCCCCUGGAUGGGAGAGAUGUAUAUCAGAUGAUGGUAAAGUGUUGUUUGUUGAUCAUACAAACCGUACAACGACCUAUACUGAUCCACGAUUAGCAUUUGCUACUGAAUAUAGAGAGAUGUCUCAGCCAGUGCGACAGAGAUUUGACGGAAGUAGCACUGCUCUGGCAGUGUUGCAUGGCCGAGAUUUACGCAACAAAAUCGCUCUUGUUACAGGAGCGAAUACAGGCAUUGGAUUUGAAACAGCCAGAUCAUUAGCUUUACAUGGCUGCAAUGUGAUAUUAGCCUGUAGAGAUAUAGAAAAAGCUAAUGAAGCUAUAAGACGCAUUCAGCAAGAAAAGGAGACUGCAAAUUGUAUGGCUUUACAAAUCGACUUAUCAUCGCUGCGAAGUGUACGAGAGGCUUUUGAGCAGUUCAAGCAGAAAUUUAAAUCUCUCCAUAUUCUCAUAUUAAACGCUGGUGUGUUUGGGUUACCUUAUCAACUUACAAAAGAUGGUUAUGAAACGACAUUUCAAGUCAAUCACUUGUCGCAGUUUUAUUUGACGCUUUUAUUAGAACAUGCUAUACAGAGCUCCAACAAUCCUAGAAUCGUAGUAGUUUCCAGUGAGUCUCAUCGAUUUUCAUCGAUACGUACUCCAGAAGAUAUUCACCAAUCAACUUUAUCUCCACCAGCGUAUAAAUACUGGGCGAUGGGAGCAUAUAACGAUUCAAAGCUCUGUAAUAUUCUAUUCGCACAGGAACUGGCACGAAAGUGGCCCUCUGUAAGCGUAUUUGCAUGCCAUCCUGGUAACUUGGUGUCUACAUCCUUAUCGCGUCACUGGUGGCUAUAUCGAUUGUUGUUCGCUUUAGUACGGCCGUUCACAAAAUCAAUGCAACAAGCAGCCAGUACAGUGGUAUUCUGUGCUACAGCACCCGAGUUAGAGGGUGUAACAGGAGGCUAUUUCAACAACUGUUAUCGUUGUCAACCAUCAAAUGCAGCAUUAAAUCUUACAUUAGCCACGCGAUUGUGGACCUUUAGUCAGGACAUGAUAACAGAUAUUUUAAAAGCAAAUGGGGAUAAUUAAAGAUGAAUAAAAAAAAGAUUUCUUAAUAAUGAUAUAUAUAUACAGACAACUAUAAUUUGUCUGCCAAUCUGCUUUAAUAAGGUAAAACAGGAAAGAAUAUUUUUAAUCAUAUAAUAAUUGU
Camponotus floridanus (Florida carpenter ant) is the source of this 1439-nucleotide messenger RNA. It is a transcript of the gene Wwox, whose product is annotated as WW domain-containing oxidoreductase. The transcript is spliced from 7 exons. Lineage: Eukaryota; Metazoa; Arthropoda; Insecta; Hymenoptera; Formicidae. Gene Ontology annotation, molecular function: protein binding. The coding region runs from base 92 to 1318 and encodes 408 amino acids. The record is from RefSeq and is a predicted model, not a curated record.